ACACAAUUGGUUCACAAAAACCAACACAGGAAAGCAAGAAGUCAUCGAAAGAAAGCCCUAUGUGUAGUUCUUGUGAUUCAAAAGACGAAACACCGCUUUCAAGUGACCGGGACAAAUGGCCCAUUGGUAAAAUCGAAUUUGGUUGUUUUGACGAAAUUUGCAAACUACUCGACUUAACUGAUCGUAGCAAGAAACCACUUAUGAGCGCUUUAGGUUGCUUCGACCAAACAACGGCUGCAUGUAUUGAAAAGAAAUGUGAAAGAAUGGGAGGAAUGGGGAUUGCCGAAGUAGUACUCGGUAGGUGGGGAUCAUCAAAUCACGAAAAUAAUGUGGGGGCUCUUAAGAAGAUUCUUAAAGAUAGCAUGCAAAGGGAUGAUGUUGUUGUCGAGAUUGAAAAAUGGGAGAAUUUGAGAGUUUGUCAUGGAUGCGGUAUUAAAUUGAACUCCUUGAACAAACCACACUGA
Molecule: messenger RNA, 464 nt
Organism: Paramuricea clavata
Lineage: Eukaryota; Metazoa; Cnidaria; Anthozoa; Malacalcyonacea; Plexauridae
Source: the annotation of a GenBank genome assembly